Drosophila ficusphila is the source of this 1256-nucleotide messenger RNA. Its product is annotated as protein FAM8A1. The transcript has a single exon. NCBI's taxonomy places the organism in Eukaryota, Metazoa, Arthropoda, Insecta, Diptera, Drosophilidae. The record is from RefSeq and is a predicted model, not a curated record. Bases 118 to 1116 code for a protein of 332 amino acids.
AUUUGGCCACUCACCCCAAAACGCCAGUUGUGUUCACCGCUUGCAAUACACGUCAACUUGAAAAAUAAAUAAAACAAAGCGAAAUAAAAAGAUUUAAGCCAUCGAGAGUGACACAAAAUGGGUGACAAAGUGGAGGAGAAGGGGCAGAAGCUCCAGGAUAAGUCUACCAGAGAUGCGUACUUCGCCAGCCUAGCGGAGUGGGCAAAACAGGCGACAAUUGCUCAGAAUGCAAUGCUGAUGUUUCCGUACUACUUGAUGGCCAAUUACCCGCAGCUUUUCCAGGGUCAGGUGCCUUCAGCUGGAGUCCAAGCCCCCACUCUGGGUCAGCCCAGUCUCUCUGUUUCUUCUCCACAACCAGGUCAAGUGCAGGGAGGCGCUGCUCAGCCUGCCUCGCCUGCUGCACCUCCGUCUCCGCCGGUGCAAAACUUUAGCCGCCUGCGAAUCAUGGACGAGGCGCAACAGCUAGAGACCAUACAGCGACUCGGUGGCUAUGAGUACGUAGUGGCACCCUUUUGGAAACGCGCCGUGGCCGAGACCAUCGACGUGUUCAUCCUGUUUAUCCUGAAGAUCAUCGUAACAUUUGGGGUUGUCAACCUGUUCGACAUGGAGUUCGAUAAGGACGUGAUGCGACGCGCGCUGGACGAGGACGACCUGUUCGUGAAUUUUUUCGACAUUUCGUUAGACUUUAUAUCGAUGUCCACCGACCUGCUGCUAAUUGAACUGCUGACUAAGCUGACAGUCUGCUGUUACGAGGCAUUGUGGACAUACCUUUACGAUGGGGCCACGCCGGGAAAGUCGCUAAUGAAGAUCCGCAUACAAUACGUUGAGGCGGUCAUGCCGCUCCAGGCGCCCGUCUUGCCACAAUUUGUGCUUCAGCCGCAGAGGGAGCCAAUGAGGGCCUUGCUCUAUCCGGCACAAACGCCAUCGCUAGUACGCUCCUUUGCCCGCGCCCUCGCCAAGAACCUAGUAAUGACCCUGCUGUUCCCCAUCUGCGUCGUAAUGAUAUUCUUCAAAAACAACCGUACAGGCUACGACAUCAUGACGAAGACUAUAGUCGUGGAGACCAAUUCCAAUGCCGCAUUCCGCACCCAAGUGCCACCGCAACGCAACCGCUAAGCAAAGCCAUCGCACCAAAGCGUCUAGGAACUGUGCUCUCUCUCCUAUGCAUAUAAAAAUAGACGUUAUUGUUAAAGCUAAAUUUAAUGUCGUUAAUGUACUGAUGUCCUGUGAAAUAAAAUUAAUUCUCAUACAAAAGA